This is a messenger RNA of Paramecium sonneborni, 759 nucleotides long. The record is from the annotation of a GenBank genome assembly. Lineage: Eukaryota; Ciliophora; Oligohymenophorea; Peniculida; Parameciidae.
AUGGCAACUAAAAAUGAUGAAGCUAUUCAAUAUAAUGGUGAAGAUUUGAAAUCAUUUUAUUUCCCAACUAAAUUUGAUCAUCGAUAAAGUGCUGUUCCUGAAAAUCCCUGUUAUAAUUUUUAGAUCUAGAAUUUUUAUUUUUUUUACUUUAUUGUUGUUACUCAAUUGGGUGAAAUUUUUGUGACUCCAUGUGAUAAUAUUUAUGGUAUAUGGGAUUUAGGAUAUUUAUUGACUACUCCUCUAAAUUAACUAUAUCAAAAUUAUAGAUGGUAUUGAAACUUUAACUUAUUUUAGCUUCUCUGCUUUAAUGUAGAUUUCAUCAGGAUUUAUUUUAGAUUUGCAUUUUUUUAUAUUUCUCGACAUUGGGUUUUGUAUGAAAGAAAUUUUAGAUUGUUUGCAGUUCUUAUUUUAUUCUACGCUAUCAGAACAUUUCACUUAAAUAUAUUCAAAUUAGAAUAUUCACCCAACUAUUACUGGGAAGAUCCUUUGGUAACAAGUUUUGUUGUAAAAUUUGGAAAAUAUUCAGAUUUCUUUUAUUCAGUAUAUAUAUUCAAAUAAUCCUAGGGACAUGACGGCUUUUUAACAAUUUGUGCACUUGAAAUGAGAAAAGUAGGUAAAAAAUAUAUGGCAUUUUUUUCUUAAUAUGUUCAAUCUUCUAAGUCUUCAUCGUGAUUUCAUUUGCAAUUCAUUAUACUAAUGAUGCAAUCUCUAAUAGAAAUUAUAGGUACCAGGAGGAUAUUUUUUCUCAUUACUUUUUCA